Messenger RNA from Neopsephotus bourkii (Bourke's parrot), 1307 nucleotides. RefSeq names its product transmembrane protein 132B-like. The transcript has 3 exons. NCBI's taxonomy places the organism in Eukaryota, Metazoa, Chordata, Aves, Psittaciformes, Psittacidae. The record is from RefSeq and is a predicted model, not a curated record. The annotation marks the transcript as partial.
GAUGCGGCGGGGCCGGCCGUGAGCGCGGGGCCGGCGGGGAGCGGGGACACCCCCCCCUCCCCUCUCCCCUCGCCUCCCCUCCGCGGGGCGCCCGGCCCCGCCGCCGGACGGGCAGGCGCGGGGGGAGUGGUUAACGGCUCCGCCGCGACACCCCCGGCCCCCCGCCCCGCUGAGCCGCCCCGCUCCAAAUAAAUCAGCACCAUGACUACUUCUGGGCAUGGAACAAAGAGGAUGCUCUCCCGGGGCCCCGCGCUGCUCCUGGCGCCGCUGCUGCUCCUGUGCCGAGUGGUGGAGAGCCGAGGAGGGAUCAUGGACAGCAUACAGAGAUUUUCAAACCUCCCAGCGUACCUCCCUGCAAACUUUCAAAUCUGCAAUGCUGAUACUUUCUUCUUCCUCAAAGAAGCCAACCAGGAUAUCAUGAGGAACUCCAGCUUGCAGUCUAGGGUGGAUUCAUUCUUUAUAUACAAAGCCAGACUGCCACCUGUCCUAAAUGCCACGUAUGGACCCUUUUCUGUUGAACAAGCUGUUCCCUUGGACCUCAUGCUGACUUCUGCAUCUUUUGGUUUCUCAAACCAAUUCACUUUUAAUUGGAAAUUAAAAUCUCACAUAAUCAACAGCUCAAUCUAUUCCAACAAACCUAAAAUACAAACCUUGUUCUAUAUUGUGGGGAAAGACUGGGAUGACUAUAAUUCUGAGGAGAUGUUGCCUUGUGUGAAGAUGUUUGCUCUCCUGGAGUCUAGAGAAGUUGUGGCCAGCUGUAGGUUGACAGGUCAUCUGGGAUUAUGUGUUGCAGAGCUGGAAUUGUCUCCUACCUGGUUCAGCUCCCCUCCACCCUUGGUUUCAGAGGAAACAGCCUCCCUGGAAGGGAUUACUGUGGAGCUCUUCUAUAAGAUUUACACAGCAGAUGGGGAGUGUUCUCCAGAGGAUGAAAAAUGGGAAAACAAUAUCCAUGCAGGUCAAGAUAAUGAACAGAAGGCUUUGUCAGCUAUGGAGAGGAUUGGUAGCAUUGUUGUUUACCCAAAUCAAGAUGAAUUAAAACAGUCUUCAUUGAGGCUGGAUGAAAAUAUCGUUAUUCGCUUACCACUCAACCCGGUCAGAGAAGGUGACGUUGUGACCUUUCAUGUUGCCCUGGCUGAGGACUCUCUAGCAGACCAGUUUGUAUUAAGAAUUAGGACAGCCCCCGGUGUGAAGAUCCUGGACAUCAGAGUCAGUGAUGCAGACCAGUGGGGGGUUCAAGAAGAAACAGACAGCGCGAGGACCACUGCCACGGUGACAUGUGUGCACAACGACCCGAGUGCAGAGAGCAG